Myripristis murdjan (pinecone soldierfish) is the source of this 1456-nucleotide messenger RNA. It is a transcript of the gene fbxw4, whose product is annotated as F-box and WD repeat domain containing 4. The record is from RefSeq and is a predicted model, not a curated record. Gene Ontology annotation, cellular component: SCF ubiquitin ligase complex. Gene Ontology annotation, biological process: SCF-dependent proteasomal ubiquitin-dependent protein catabolic process. Gene Ontology annotation, molecular function: protein binding. Bases 177 to 1346 code for a protein of 389 amino acids. The transcript is spliced from 9 exons. NCBI's taxonomy places the organism in Eukaryota, Metazoa, Chordata, Actinopteri, Holocentriformes, Holocentridae.
ACUUCUGGAAUGGCUUCCUGUAUGUUCUAUCUGGCAGCUCACUAAAAGAUGGAAUAUAGUUUACUUCUUUUUAAACCUGUUUUUAUUAACUACCACCACGACCGAGGCGACACACCGCCAAGGACAAAGGGCAGAGAGUGUAGAAAGAGCACAGAGAGCUUGUCAAAGCGCUCACAAUGCUGUUAUGCCAGCUGCCAGACGAUAUCCUCUACCAUAUCUUGUCAUAUUUGGACUACAAGUCUCUGAGUCGCCUCUCCCAAGUUUGCAAAACAACUUACCACUUUGUCAACCGAGACGCCGUGUGGAGGAAGAUUGCCAAGGAGUUUUUAAACACUGGAAUCACUCGAAAUGGAAGAGACAUAUACCCUCAUAUCCCACUGAAGGAGAGAGUGAAGAUAGCUCAGAACUGGUACAACGGUGUCUGCAAAAUCGCUGCUCCUAUCAAAUGGAAGAUUAAAUUGCUGCCGUGGUUGCAGCUGGACGGGGAAGUGCUGUUUCUGUCUCAGGCCGCAAACAUCGGGGCGUACCACCUGCGGCAGGACAAGGGGAAGGUCCCGCGUAACCCCUUCGCCAUCUACUCAGGUCACAACGGUGACGUCUGCCGCUUUGCUCUGACGGAUUCUCACCUCAUCAGUGGUGGAAGCGAUGGCAAAGUCAUGGUGCACAGCAGGAGGAGUAACGUCUCAAAAGAGUUAUCAGGUCACAACCAGGAAGUCAACUGCCUCGAUGCCAGAGAUAGACUCAUCGUCAGCGGAUCCAGAGACCGAACAGCACGGAUUUGGACUUUGGAUUCCAGCUGCCCCAAAUACACGAUUACCAUGUAUGACAGAGUGUGGUCUGUGGCUAUUAAUCCCACGCUGAGCUCAUUUGUAACUGGAACCGCGUGCUGCAAGAAUUUCUCCCCUCUUCACAUCUGGGAUGUUGAACGGUCGGAGUGUGUGUGCAGUCUUGGUUCAGGGUUUCGCCGCGGAGCAGGGGUGCUGGACAUGCAGUUUGAGUCACCUUUCCAGCUCUUCACUUGUGGCUACGACACCUUCAUCCGUCUCUGGGACCUCCGCCUCAGCCCCAGGAAGUGUGUGAUGGAGUGGGAGGAGCCUCAUGACAGCGCUCUGUACUGCAUCCAGACAGACGGAAAUCACAUGAUAGCCAGCGGCUCUUCGUACUAUGGCGUCGUCCGACUCUGGGACAAACGGCAGACUGAAUGCUUACAGUUUUUCCAGUUGACCUCAGACCCAGUGAGCAGCCCGGUGUACUGCCUGAGGUUUAGCAGCUCUCACCUAUACGCAGCUCUGGCCACUGCCCUAUACUCAAUGGACUUCAGACACAACCCCUGCAACAUCAGAUGACACAAGCGCACACACCACACACACACACACACACACACAUAUACAUACAUGCACAGUUCACCCUCAUCAGUUCAAUAAAGAUGUAUAUUUGCACAAUAAAUGUGUUCAUU